Polychytrium aggregatum is the source of this 918-nucleotide messenger RNA. RefSeq lists its product as uncharacterized. Bases 1 to 918 code for a protein of 305 amino acids. Gene Ontology annotation, molecular function: zinc ion binding; nucleic acid binding. The transcript has 2 exons. Gene Ontology annotation, biological process: mitotic DNA replication checkpoint signaling; mitotic DNA damage checkpoint signaling; nuclear DNA replication. Lineage: Eukaryota; Fungi; Chytridiomycota; Chytridiomycetes; Polychytriales. The record is from RefSeq and is a predicted model, not a curated record. Gene Ontology annotation, cellular component: nucleus; spliceosomal complex.
AUGAGCGACGUCCGAAGCCUACUGAAGCAGGCCAAAUCAGCCCGGGUGGUCAAGCGGGUCAGCCAUCCGCUGGCCAAGUACGACGGCGAUAAACUCAAGUGCGCCGUCUGCAAUGUCCCGGUCAAAGAGGCACUGUUCACGGCGCAUUUGGCAAGCAAGUCUCAUAAGGAGGCGCUUCUUCAGCUGAAGCAGAAGGCACAGGCCCCAGGUCCAGCUCCAACCAAAGCGACCGCCCAAGCCGCUGCCCCGCCAAAGACUCGUCAGUCAGCAGCUCCAUCGGCUUCUGCCGUGACGGGCCUACUGGCACAGGGAUACGGCGAUGACAGCGACGAGGAGCCGAGUGAGGACGACGAGGCGCAAAAGUCGUCCGCAAAGAAAAUGAGACUUGAUACCACGGCCGGGAGCACGGGUGCACUGUCGGCUCUCCCAAGCGGCUUCUUUGAUCAGGCCGCUGGACCGGCAGCACCCGAGGCCGAAGCCACACCCGAGCCGGCGCUCGACAAGCUCCCGUCCAACUUCUUUGACCAGCCCACCAAGGAGGAGCAAUAUCAGCAUGAGCAAGAUGCCGAACGCGCGCUGCAAGAUCAGAUCGCCGAGUUCCAAAAGUCCAUCGAGGAAGAGGCUCGAGCCUUUGAUGUCGCAGACGACUUUGAAGCCGAAGAGCUUGGCCUCAGCCGAGGGCUUGAAGAGCAGCAGGAGCAGAUGUCGCUUGCGGCGCGAUUACAGGAGCUGAAGGCAUCACGACAGCGGAUGCAGCAAGUCGACUCGAGAGACACCAUGACAGCCCGGGCAGGCAUCACGGGCAAUGCCGAUCAAGAAAUGGAAGACACAUCGGCCGCUCUCGACCAAGACGAGGAUGAGGACGAAGACGAAGACGAAGACGAAGACGCCUUUGGAUGGAGGAGCAAGGAGCUGUAG